Rhineura floridana is the source of this 1995-nucleotide messenger RNA. RefSeq names its product C-signal-like. Lineage: Eukaryota; Metazoa; Chordata; Lepidosauria; Squamata; Rhineuridae. Bases 92 to 862 code for a protein of 256 amino acids. The record is from RefSeq and is a predicted model, not a curated record. The transcript is spliced from 6 exons.
AGACUAGCAAGAGGGAACAACACCAAUUCCAGUUCAACUGCAGAGAAAAGGGAAGAACAGUGACUCCGUAGGACUUGCAUCCAAGUUAGCUAUGUCAGGGGGUCAUUUCCACAGUGUCCUGGUGACAGGAGCCAAUCGGGGCAUCGGGCUGGAACUGGUGAAGCAGUUCCUGGGACAACCUGAGCCUCCACAAUGGGUCUUUGCCACAUGCAGGGAUGCACAUGGCGUCUCAUUUCAGGAACUGCGCUUGCUGGCUUCCAGACAUUCCAGCCUUGUGAUCCUGCAGCUCGAAUCCACAGACGAGGAAAGCAUCAGGGCUGCCGCGAAGGAAGCAGAGGUCCAAUUGGCAGGAAGCGGACUCAAUCUGCUGAUCAACAAUGCUGCCAUCAUGCCACCAAGCACCCUGGAGUCAGUAACCCAAGAAGAUAUGCUGAGUGUCUACCAUAUCAACACUGUAGGACCAAUGCUGGUAACGAAGGCGUUUCUGCCCUUGCUGAAGGCAGCUGCGGAAAGGAGGAAGGGGACAGGGCUGAGCUGCAGCAGGGCUGCCGUUAUCAACGUUUCCACCAUUGGUAGCUCCAUUGGGAACCCCCCCAGCAUGGCCAUCUUUCCAGUUGUCUCUUACCGCUGCAGCAAGACGGCGCUGAAUAUGCUCACGCGGUGCCAGGCACUGGAGUACAAGGACAACGGCAUCCUGUGCGCUGCAAUCCACCCGGGCUGGGUGAAAACAGAUCUGGGAACAGACAAGGCAGAGCUGGCAGUGGAAGAAAGUGUGUGUGGGAUCAUUGAAGUGCUUUGCAGCCUCUCUGAAGAGCAAAACGGUCGAGUGGUGGAUUGGCUGGGAAGGCCUGUACCUUGGUGAAGCUAGGGGCUUUCAUGGCGACAUUGCCUGAAAGAACAGCGGUUGGGUCUCCCUUUGCAGGCAAGAGGGGCUGGAGGCAAACUCUGUUCUGGGUGGGUAAGUGUUUUUAAUUGUUGUAAACCGCCCAGAGAGCUUCGGCUAUGGGGCGGUAUACAAAUAAAUAAAUAAACUCUAGCUGCCAUGGAAACAAAUCACACGUACUUCAUAACCUGCCCUGGCCCUCCAUCAGUCCUUCCUAGCCAUAUACAUGCACCAGAGACUGAAACACAUUGCAUAGUUAGACAGUAGGGAUAAAGAACCCAGGGAGUGGCUGUAGCUCAGUGGUAGAGCACCUGCUUUGCAUGCAGAAGGCCCCAGUUUCAUUCCCUAAUUUCUCCAGGCAAGGAUAGGGAAAACUACCCAUCUGAAAUCCUAAAGAGUCACUGUCAGUAUAACACUGAGCCAGAUGAACCAAUGGUCUGAUGCACUAUAAAGGCAGUUCCUUAAGUUCCUAUGUACUGAAACUAACAAUUCCAGUCUCUGUAAAUAAGUUACUUGCAGUUGCUUGCUGUGCUCAGAAGUAGUGUCAGUCUUUCAGUGGGAAUCACUAUAGAAUAUUGGGAAGAGCCACAGACAGCACCUAUUUCCAUAGAAAGUGAAUGAAUCAUCUUUGGGAGUACUAACUGCGAGAGAAGGAAAAUUAGUCUCUUCUGAAUCAGCAGUUACCCACUGCCCAUUGAUAACAACCACAGACAGAUUCACCAAUCACAAAAGACACAUCGCUCCUUGUACACAAAGAUCAGGAGGGAUUUUAUUAGCUAAAAUACCAAAUGCAAAAAUCAAAAGUGUGAGUAGAAAAAUAAAUGAUAUGAGCAGUCGUGUGCUCCCUGCCUUACAAAGAUUUGUUCACAUUUGCCACGGCAGUUAGUGAAAAACAAUGACUCAGAAAGAGCCUUGAUAUAGCAAAGUUGGAUACUCGCCAUGAAAUUGGGCUCAUGGUUGCAGUUCUUGAAAAGAGCUCAUGGAAGAGAAGGUGUUCCUUCAAAGCACCUUACCCUGUGGCAGAGUUCAUAAAAACAGUAAACGGCAUUGAUGCAUUCACCUAUCUAUCCCCGUUUAGGCUCUGCUGUCAUUCAACAGGUUUAACAUUUAGU